Messenger RNA from Pseudogymnoascus destructans, 1139 nucleotides. RefSeq lists its product as uncharacterized. Gene Ontology annotation, cellular component: membrane; Golgi apparatus. Gene Ontology annotation, molecular function: small GTPase binding. Bases 139 to 996 code for a protein of 285 amino acids. NCBI's taxonomy places the organism in Eukaryota, Fungi, Ascomycota, Leotiomycetes, Thelebolales, Thelebolaceae. Gene Ontology annotation, biological process: vesicle-mediated transport. The record is from RefSeq and is a predicted model, not a curated record. The transcript is spliced from 3 exons.
GUUCGUCGAGUCUAUCGAUGUGAAUCUGAUAUCGCGAUAUUGAACACGCAACGCAUACGGCUAGGCAAGGAAAGAAAUAAGUCGGGCUGUGAUUUGGAUUUAAGAACGCGCGGUGAGGACGGAAGAACGAUACAUAAAAUGUCGAGCAGCAACAACGCGGGAUACGACGUUGUCGUCGAUGUGGACGACGAGGGCGAUCUCGGCCACACAGACCUCCAAGAAGACCUCUCCUUCCACAACUCCACCUUCACCUCCCCCAACAACAGCAAUAAGCCCUCCGCUGGCCUCCCCCCGCCCGCCACCUCCUCCUCCCCGACCAAGCACGUCCUCUCCCUCGGCUUCUACUCACAGUUUUUCGAUGUCGAUACCUCCUCCGUGCUGAGCCGCUGCGGCGCAGCUCUAUACCCGCGCGCCAACUUCCUGGACGUGCUCGAUGGGAACCCAGACCUGUACGGCCCGUUCUGGAUCGCUACGACGGUUGUGUUUAUUUUGUUUGUGGGCGGGACUGUGAGUCAGUAUCUUGCGGAUACGGGGAAGAGCACCGAUGGGUUCCGUUAUGAUUUCAGGCUGCUGAGUGGUGCCGCGGGACUCAUCUACGGCUACACGGCCGUCAUCCCCGUCAUCCUCUGGGGCGCCCUCCACUACUUCGGCGCCGAUACCGCCCAGCUCCUCGAGUGCGUCGCCCUCUACGGCUACUCGAACCUAAUCUGGAUUCCCGUAGCCCUGAUCUCAUGGUCGCGCAUCAGCAUCCUCAACUGGGUCUUCGUCGGCGUCGGCUUCGGGCUCAGCGUCGCCUUCCUGCUGCGCAACCUGUACCCCGUGCUUGGCGCGACGGAGCGCAAGGUCGGCAAGGCGCUGUUGGUGUUGGUGGUUGUCCUGCAUUUUGCACUAGCGGUGGCGAUUAAGUUUUUGUUCUUUAAGUCGGGGAGCCCGAUUCGGGGCGGUGAUGGGGCGGGGGGUGCGGCGCCUGUAGACACGGCGAUGAUGUUUUUUUAGGACUGUUGAGGGAGAGGGGCUUGUGCUGUAGGAAUAGAGAGGUAUGGAGAGGUGUGUUGUUGCGCGUUUAUGUGGCGUUGGGUCACUUUGUAGAAGCAGCGAAUUAAGUAUAUGUAUUAGUCUAGAAGCUCUUAUUAUCCAUC